AUGGGCUCAGUUGCUGCAGAAAAGAUCCCUCUCCUCACACCAUACAAGCUGGGCAAAUUUCGUUUAUCCCACAGGGUGGUUUUGCCACCUCUGACAAGGUGCAGGUCUUAUGACAAUGUUCCGCAGCCUCAUGCAGUUCUAUUCUACUCUCAGAGAGCUACAAAAGGGGGACUUUUAAUAGCAGAAGCUACUGGAAUUUCCGACACAGCUCAAGGGUACCCAAGAACUCCUGGUAUAUGGACCAAAGAACAAGUGGAGGCAUGGAAGCCUAUUGUCAAUGCUGUUCAUGAGAAGGGUGGGAUCUUCAUUUGCCAAAUUUGGCAUGUGGGAAGAGUUUCUAACUAUGAUUACCAGCCCAAUGGACAAGCUCCUAUUUCUAGUAGUGAGAAAAAAGUCAGUCCACAACCACAACAUGAUGGUACAGUUUCAAUAUACUCCACUCCACGUCGGCUUGGAAUCAAUGAGAUACCACAAAUCAUCAAUGAUUUCAGACUAGCUGCAAGAAAUGCCAUCGAAGCUGGAUUUGAUGGAGUAGAGAUACAUGGAGCACAUGGUUAUAUACUCGAGCAAUUCAUGAAAGAUAGUGUGAAUGAUAGAAUUGAUGAGUAUGGGAGGAGCCUUGAAAAUCGAUGUCGUUUUGCUUUGGAAGUUGUUGAAGGAAUAGUGGAAGAGAUUGGCGCUGAAAGAGUAGCCAUUAGACUCUCUCCCUUCGCUACCGAGGCUGAUUGUUGGGACUCUAACCCAGAUGCACUUGGGGUCUACAUGGCCCAGUCAUUGAAUAAGUAUGAGCUUCUAUACAUCCACAUAACUGAACCUCGAAUGACCUUUGAGGAAGGGAAGCUAAAAAUUCCUCAACGCCUUCAUGAAAUACGAAAAAUCUAUAAAGGAACUUUAAUCACAGCGGGAGGCUAUGAUCGAGAUGAAGGAAAUAAGGCCAUUCAAGAAGGAUAUGCUGAUCUGGUGGCAUUUGGUCGCUUGUUUGUAGCUAACCCAGAUCUGCCUAAGAGAUACGAAUUAAAUGCCCCAUUGAAUAAGUAUGAUAGAACUACUUUCUACACUUCUGAUCCAGUUGUUGGCUACACUGACUACCCCUUUUAUGAAUCGUUGAAGAAUUAA
Molecule: messenger RNA, 1116 nt
Organism: Phalaenopsis equestris
Lineage: Eukaryota; Viridiplantae; Streptophyta; Magnoliopsida; Asparagales; Orchidaceae
Product: putative 12-oxophytodienoate reductase 5
Exons: 5
Coding region: 1-1116 (371 amino acids)
Molecular function (GO): oxidoreductase activity; FMN binding
Source: RefSeq, a predicted model, not a curated record